Molecule: messenger RNA, 2069 nt
Organism: Leptinotarsa decemlineata (Colorado potato beetle)
Lineage: Eukaryota; Metazoa; Arthropoda; Insecta; Coleoptera; Chrysomelidae
Gene: PPP4R2r
Product: Protein phosphatase 4 regulatory subunit 2-related protein
Cellular component (GO): protein phosphatase 4 complex; nucleus; cytoplasm
Molecular function (GO): protein phosphatase regulator activity
Source: RefSeq, a predicted model, not a curated record
UUCGAAUACAUUGUCACAUCUACUGUGACAUUGGUUUGUUAUUAUAUUUAUCAGUUUGUACCACUGGUUACGAUUCUCAUGUUUUGUGUUUUAUGUUGGUGGAAAUGUCAAAUGUCAAGUCAUAAUAAGAUAACUUUCGUUGUUGUUGUGUACUUGUGUGUGAUUGUUUACGUCGUUUUGUGUUGAAUUCUUUGGAAAAAGAAAGAAAUCUUACUCGUAAAUCAUUAUGGAAAACUCUGAAGAAGUGCUGCACAGCCUUGAGGAGUUUUCAAAAACCAAACCCAAGGCCAUUCCACGUGAACUAGAGGAAUACUUGUGCUUUGUUGCAAAAACAGGCAACCCAGUUUAUCAGUGGCCAACAGUUAAAAUUCUUUUUCGUGAGAAAUUAUUGAGCGUUAUAGGAGACUUUCAUAAAUCUUGUCCAGCCGUCAGUAUUCCACCAUGCCCAAAUGCACAAUUGUUCAAUUACGAUAUGAUGAAAAACUUCAUUCUUGAGAAACUCGAUACGUUUGCUUCAGCCCCGUUUACUGUUCAAAGGAUAUGCGAACUUUUGACUACUCCCAGGAAAGAAUACAAUAGAAUCGAUAAAUACAUGAGGGCGUUAGAAAAAAACAUUCUUGUAGUGAGUACUACUGAACCAGGCCGAAGAUCUACUGAAAACGGGGAGAGUAUAAUGAAUGGUGUAGAAGCGGAACAUAUUCCAGAAAGCGGCAAUUCUAGUCAUGACAUAAAUAUUGAGGACAUGGAUGAAUCUCCAAGUUGGCCGAGAGUAGCGACUACAGAUGCCCCAGUCCUCUUUGAAAACAACGAGAGUGAAAUUGUUUCGAAUGAAGCUGAACAGGCUACAGAAGAACCAACAAGUUUCGAGCCUGAGAAUGAAGCGAAACCUGAUGUUCCAACAAGUAGCACUUUGGAAGAGCCCGAAGUCCAGCACCAGGAAACUGUAAUAACAUGUACCAGUAGUGAAGAAACAGCCCCACCUUUUGUUUCAAUAGAAGCUGUUCCUAUAGAAUCUUGUGUGACCUCACAUCAGGAUGUUUCAGAUGAAGCUUCGUCUGAUGUAUCUGUAACUAUAACUGCCAUACCUCCAAAUGUUCAACAAAGACGUAACAGUGUUGAGAAAAUGGACAAUAUCGAAAAUGCACCUACAGCAUCUGAAGAAGAUGUAAAGAGUUCAUUUGUGAUUGGAGAAACUAAACUGGUUGAAACCACUCAACUUCAAGUAAUUCAAGAAGAAAUAGUUGUUUCUGAGUCAACUACUGAGUCUACAGAAGUUCCAAAAGAUGAUGAGCAGCUAACCAGUGAGGCUGACGUAGCGGUGCCAGAAUGUGAGGAGAGUACAUCCUCUGGGAUUGAGCCUUCAUCGGCAGAAGUUGUCGAGGCCAAAGUUAGUUCUGCUUUAGAGAAACCUCGGAUAGAUGAGCUAACUGAGGAGGUUGAAAAACUAGGCAAAGAAGUAGAAAACGAUGAAAAUGAAGCUAAACAAGCUGAGGUCAUAGACACAUGUAUUACAACAGAUGCUCAAGUUAAGGAAGUACUUACCAGUCCUGUCGUGGAACCUGCAAGUUCUUCCAUGUCUGCAGAUGAAACACAAGUUGAAAAUAUCGCUGACAGUUCAACAGAUUGUAAGGACGAGGUUUUCGGGAAAUGCGAAGAAGCUGUAGAAAACUUAGGAGAAAUGAAAGUCGAAGAAGUAGAGGAGAAAUCAACAAUUACUGAAGUGCCUGAAAGCAAUGAAAUUCCUGAAGAAACUCCCAUGGAGCUGGAUGUGAGUGAGGACUUUACUAAAAAACCAGAAGAAAGUGAAGAACCAUCAUCUUCAGAGGAUGUUUCCUUGUAGUAAAAGUUUUUAGUUUAUAUUGACUUUAAUAAGAAUUCGUUUUAUUUUUUAUUUUAGGGUUUCUAUAUUAGUUAAGUUAUAACUUUCGCAUAAUCUCCAUUUCAAAACUAGUAUAAUUGUUUUGUAUUCAUAUUCGAAUAGAGGAGGAUUAAAACAAUUUUUUAUUAUAAGGAUACUCUGGAUAAAUGGCCUCGUUACUGACUGAAACGCAAAUAAAAAAUUACAAUGA